AUGGUAAAUGCCCAAGAAUGGUUAGAAAGUCAAGAAAAAUAUAAUACUAAAGAAAAAAGAGCAAAAGUAAGAAAAUUAUAUAUUAGUUGGGAAAGUUUGGAGGUUUAUCCUUCAAAUGCUGAUAAAUUAACUUAUUUAGAUAUAACUGAUAAUAAUCUUCCCGAACAAGACUUAGCAGUUUUUAAUUUUGGUUUAUCAAUUAAUGAUUGUGGUUUUGCUUGUUAUCUGACUAAACAAGGCUAUAGUCCCCAGUCAGAUUUAAAUUUAGGGGAAUUGAAAAAAGAAUACUAUUAUCCGAAAAAAGCAAGCAGUAAAUAUGUUAGAUUAGAUACUUCCGAUACUGAUUUAAAUAGUAACUUAGAGCACUUACCCGAUAGUAUUGAGAAAUUUUAUUGCUCUUCUUGUGAAAAAAUAGUCGAGCAAUUGGAAAAAGUCAAAAAUGCUAAUAAAUACGAAGAAGAAAAGGAGUCUCGCGAAGAAAACCUGAAAGAAAUUGAAAAUUUAAAAUCUUAUAAUAAAGAGUUAGAAAAGUCUUUCGAACAAAUUAAACAAAAAAAGGAGGAAGUUGACAACCAACUUGGCUCAAUAUCAGAACAAAAUGAAAAGUUACAAAAACAACUAAAAAAUACUCAACAAGAAUUAGAAACUAUCAAAAUAACCAAAAAACAACUCGAAGAGCAAAAUACUCAACUAAAUCAAAGCCUUACCCAAAACCAAAAUGAGUUAAAGGUUACCAAAGAAAAUUAUCAACAACAAAUUAUUAGAUUAGAAGAGGACAAAAACCAUCUACAACAACAAAAUAUCCAACUUCAAAAUGAACUAAUUAUUUUAGAAAGUAAAUUACAAAGUUCACAAUCUCAGCAAACCUCUUUACUAGAAUUAGAACAGCAAAAGAAUAACUUAGAAACCCAGUUAGAAAAAUCCCAAGCAGAAGUUUUAACUUUACAAAAAAGACAAGAAGUUGCUCAACUUGAAGUUGCCAAGCAAAAAUUAGAACGCCAAUUAGCCUAUCUUCAAGAAGACUUAAAUAAUGAAAAGCAAGAGUUAGUUAACACUAAACAACAGUUAGAAGAAGCCAAAAAAAAUACUAAAUAUAGCACUGCUAAAUUACGCAAGAAAGAAAAAGAACAAGAAAAUAAAAUAGAAGAUUUAAAAAAGCAACUAAUUAAUAAAGAAAAACAAAUAAUUAUCAUUGAUAACGAUAUAAAUGCGGUUCAGGUUGAACCUAUCUUAGGACAGAGGAUUGGAAAAGGUGGUUAUGGUGAAGUUUACCGGGAGAUUACCAAUGAAAUUAAUAUUUUGAAAAACCUAAGAAACCGAUACAUUAUUCAGUAUUAUGGAACUUAUUCUGAUGAACAAAAACUUCUUAUUAUUAUGGACUAUGCUGAAAAUGGAACCUUGACUAGAUUAACUUAUAUUCACCAAGAGAAUAUUAUCCACCGAGAUUUAAAAAGCAUGAAUAUAUUAUUAACUCAUAAUAAUGAAGUUAAAAUCUCAGAUUUUGGUUUAUCAAGAACUAAAAAUAUUAGUUCUUUGCGGUCAAAGGAUGAGAGAGAAAUUGCCGCUAAAUGCACAGUGCCUUUUAAAGAUGCUGACAAUAUAAUCGAUAAUCCUAGUGAAAGAAUAAGUUUAGAAGACAUGCUUAAAAUAAUUGAAGUAAACAAUAUUAGUUUAUCAGCAGAGAGUUCUGGUUAUGUUCAAAUUAAACAAGGUAAUGAUAGUAAGGAAAAAACUAAUGAAUAUUUUAUAGCAAACUCUACUUCUCAUGAAAUUGACAUUAUGGGAAAUACUAAUAUUGAAGACACCCCAGCCGAGCAAAAUCAAGAAGCAACAACUUCUCAAAUCGAAAUUCCUCCAAAAGGUAAUCACUAA
This is a messenger RNA of Ambispora leptoticha, 1872 nucleotides long. NCBI's taxonomy places the organism in Eukaryota, Fungi, Glomeromycota, Glomeromycetes, Archaeosporales, Ambisporaceae. The record is from the annotation of a GenBank genome assembly.